This is a messenger RNA of Exaiptasia diaphana, 2245 nucleotides long. Its product is annotated as isocitrate lyase. Bases 44 to 1336 code for a protein of 430 amino acids. Lineage: Eukaryota; Metazoa; Cnidaria; Anthozoa; Actiniaria; Aiptasiidae. Gene Ontology annotation, biological process: carboxylic acid metabolic process. The record is from RefSeq and is a predicted model, not a curated record. The transcript has 3 exons. Gene Ontology annotation, molecular function: isocitrate lyase activity.
UCCAAGAAACGGCAAGCAAUUCGCCUGUAUUCCUAAGGAUAAAAUGGCUUCAAAUUACACAUAUGAGAAAAGAUGGGCUGGUAUAAAAAGGAAUUAUGGUCCUGAAGAGGUAGAACGCCUUAGAGGAACUGUGAAGAUUGAAUACUCGCUUGCCAAGCGCGGGGCCGAUCGGCUUUGGGAAUAUAUAACAAGAGGAGGAGAUAGCUAUAUAAAUGCUCUUGGAGCAYUGACUGGUGGCCAAGCAAUCCAGAUGGCAAAGGCAGGUCUGAAAGCCAUAUACCUCAGUGGAUGGCAAGUAGCUGCUGAUGCAAAUGAUGCAGGMCAAACSUACCCUGAYCAAAGUCUAUAUCCAGCCCAYUCUGCUCCUAARUUAGUUCAGAGAAUUAACAAUGCUUUCAUGCGUGCUGACCAAAUAUCCCACAUGGAGGGAGAUGAUUCUACAGAUUUUUUUCUUCCCAUUGUUGCUGACUGUGAAGCUGGAUUUGGUGGUCCACUGAAUGCCUUUGAAAUUACUAAAAACAUGAUUGUUGCAGGAGCAGCUGGAGUUCAUUUUGAGGACCAACUUGCAUCAGAAAAGAAAUGUGGACACAUGGGAGGCAAAGUUCUUGUUCCCACAAUGCAGUUCAUCAAAGUCCUGAAUGCUGUACGCCUUGCCUCUGAUAUCAUGGAUGUACCACUUGUAAUCGUUGGAAGAACUGAUGCCAAUGCWGCAGCCCUUGUCACUUCAGACAUCGAUCCUUAUGACAGGCCGUUUCUGACCGGMGAGAGAACWCCAGAGGGUUUCUUUAGGGCCAAAGCWGGUCUUGACCAGGCUAUUGCUCGUGGCUUGGCUUAUGCUCCUUACUGUGAUGUCCUSUGGUGUGAAACAGGAAAACCAAAUUUAGAAGAAGCAAGGAAAUUUGCUAACGCAAUCCACAGUAAAUUCCCUGGAAAACCACUUGCAUAUAAYUGUUCUCCUUCUUUCAACUGGAAAGCAAACCUCUCYGAUGAUGAAAUUGCUGUUUUCCAGAAGGAACUUGGUAGACUUGGCUACAGAUUUCAGUUUGUAACACUUGCUGGUUUCCACAGUUUGAACCAUGCWAUGUUUAAACUUGCUCAUGACUACAAACGCAGAGGCAUGUCAGCAUACACCCAGAUCCAGGAAGAUGAAUUUAAACAGUCCAAAAAUGGCUUUACYGCCCACAAACACCAACGUGAAGUUGGAACCAGCUACUUUGAUUCYGUUGGAAUGGCCAUUAGUGGAGGCUUGAGUUCUACAAGUGCMAUGAAAGGUUCYACAGAAGAAGAACAGUUUGUGGCAAGAAGCACCUUUGCAAGUCUCAAGUCAAGUCUUUGAGACAACAAGAAACUCAAUAAUUUAAUGUUAAUGUCAAAGACUGUAACCUAUAUGUAAUAUUUAGGAAUAGUUGUAGCUAAAGUUAGAAAUGAUUACUAACUGUAACAGAUUCCUUCAGACAAAAGGGUGGYGAGAAGCAAUUYUGAACUGUGGUAAUUAAAUCCAWAAAAACCUMGGCAGACAAAACAAAUUGGAUGUUAGAAAUCAGUGUAAAUACUAAUGACUUYRCAAAAUGAAAGUUAGCUGGUAAAAAAAUGUGGACUAUAUACUAGCCUUUCUACAAGCAAUUUCUACUUUUGUUAGAAAACAAUAAUUUUUAAAAUAACAAAUUCUGUUGAGCCUGUAUACAGACCAUUAUUUCCCUGGUAAUAGCUGCGUUAUAGGCAAGUUCUGUCUUGAUUUAUAUUUUAUUAUARUCAUGGCAUAGUAUACAUGUACACUCACUGUUCAAUGAUUUAAUAGCAACCACCGCCUAUUGCCCUAAAACACUACUAAAUAAUAUCAAUGCUGGACAUGUGAUAUGUUAUCGCACAACAGGCAACUCUAGCAAUAUGCCAACCAAAAUAUAUUCAGUGUUCAAUCAUUUUUCUGUUCCUUGUUGCUUUAUAACUACUAAAAGUAUWUAUAUUUAUUAAAAAUUUCUAYGUGUAGGUUGAGUAYAAAUGAGCAGGAACUAYAAUACCUUAAUUCAUAGYAAUUUUUCUUGCAAAUACUAUUUGAUUAAUACACUUUCUUUGGUUGGCUUUAGUUUAAGUAGAUGCACUCUUUAACUGUAGUUCAUUAUUUAGYAUAUUUUCUUUUUAUUAUCUAUUGUAUUUGUUGCAGAAGUUWUAAUUUAAUAUUUGUUAUAAAAUAUGUUUUGUUUUUGCUGAAAUAUUGGUUUGAAUAAAAUUUGAUUUUYKUCAUAAA